Molecule: messenger RNA, 3229 nt
Organism: Balaenoptera ricei (Rice's whale)
Lineage: Eukaryota; Metazoa; Chordata; Mammalia; Artiodactyla; Balaenopteridae
Gene: NOSTRIN
Product: nitric oxide synthase trafficking
Exons: 21
Coding region: 1636-3156 (506 amino acids)
Biological process (GO): signal transduction
Cellular component (GO): plasma membrane; cytoplasm
Molecular function (GO): protein binding
Source: RefSeq, a predicted model, not a curated record
AUGUGCAUCUGAAUAUCACAAAUAUGCUUAAAAUCCUACGUGCAAGAAGACCCCUGUGUGGCUCCAGUUACCUUUGGGUUAAAGUUAAAACUUGGCACCUAAGGCUUCCCAUGUCUCGUCUCUGAGUAUCUCUUCAGCCUCAACUAUAAUAUAAAGUCCCACGCAAACUGUGUACUCAAGGAACUCUUCUGAAUACACCAACACACUCUCUUAUGCACAGAUAAUUAGUAUGUGCCCUUGGAGCAUCAGCAAGAGUGACCAUCUCUUGCCAGCAUUUUCUGGCAUUCUCCCCUUCCCCAACCAAGCUGAUCAGGGUACGUCUUUAGAGUUCCCAUCACAUUUCUGUAAAGACCUCUUUCAUAUAACCUAUCACAAUGUAAUAUAAACUUCCUUCAUCACACUGAGCUUCUUGAAAGAAGGGAUUGGAGUUUAUUCGUCUUAGUGCCCCUCAGAGUGCCUGGAUCAAAGAGGGGGCUACACCAGACCUCACUGAAUGACUGAAAGAACGAAUAGGCAUCAAUGAAUUAUCAAUCGUACAAGAUGCUUCCAAGAGGCAAAAAUGAAAGAAACGGUGAUUUUCAGGAGAACCAUUUCAGAAGCAUUGCGGGAGAAGCUGAAUAAGGGGUUAAAUAAUUUGAGUAAGAGCACAACAGGGGAAGAUUUUAAACAAGUACACAGAGGGCUGGUUGACUGAACCUAAGUUCUGAGUAAACUGGUUUAUAUACUGCAUGCCCUCAGUCCCAGGGAUGAGCAACGGCUUUAAAAACUUAGUUUAUACUUCUGACUAGGUAAUGCAAGCACAUCAUAUAGAAUUCUAAAUGUGAAAAGGGAAAUAGUAAAGCUCCUCCUCCUCUUCACACCCAUCCCCCGGCUCCUAAGUUCCAGUUGCAGAAGGAAUCAAGCACCUGGAGAUUUUAAAUUAAUAUAUAUGGAACUUGGACACGCACAACAAUGAAAAUUCAGCCCUAGCACACUGAAUACAGCAUAGUUAUGAAACACGGAAGCACUGGAAUUAGAUGAAUCCCAGCUCUCUCGCUCCUAACUAUGUGACCUUAGAGAGGCCAUGCCAGCAGGCAAAUGCUGAGCACACACAGGGAAAGGAAGCAGGAAGACGAGGAUCCGAAUGGUCGAACGGUAGGUCAAGCUGGAGGCCUGGACUGGAAAGAAGCCAGAGAAUGAGUGCAAGCCGGGAACGUGUGGCCAGAGACAAACCUGAAGUGAGAGAACUCAAAAGGAUGCCUUGGGCACCAACCUUUUGAAAGAAGAACUCAGCUUCCUCCUCCCAGUCUCCCUGGGCCAUUUCUGGGAGUUAGAGAUUGGGGAUUCUCAUAUGCUCGAGGACAAACCUCCUGGCCAAGGUGCCUUACCAGCCACAGCCUCAGGUGCUGCAGCCUCCUUGGAGAACCCGCUCUGCUACUUCGUCCCCACCCCUACCCUCCGCAGCGGGGGAGGUGUGCGUGGCAGAAAAACAAACGGGAUUAAAGUCCAGGGCUGGGACUUCCUCCUUGGGGUGUUUGACAAGGACUGACGUACUCUAGGCCCUUUGAAUCCCGGAAGUCCAGGACACACCCAACUUUUGGUGCAGCAUCCUGAAUGCCGGAGCAUAGGUAAAAGGACUGAAGCAAACAUUUCACCAUGAGGGACCCACUGACAGAUUGUUCGUAUAAUAAAGUAUACAAGAACCUAAAGGAGUUUUCUCAAAAUGGAGAAGAUUUCUGCAAGCAGAUCACAUCCAUUCUUCAGCAAAGGGCAAAUUUGGAAAUCAGUUAUGCCAAAGGACUUCAGAAACUGGCAACCAAACUGAGCAAAACAUUACAGAGCACAAAGAAAAACUGUCUUGUCAGUGCCUGGGCCUGGGUCUCGGAGGGCAUGAAGUCGGCAGCGGACCUGCAUCAAAAACUUGGCAAAGCAAUUGAGUUGGAAGCAGUAAAGCCAACUCAUCAAGUCCUGAGUGCACAUGAAAAGAAGAGAAAAUCACUUGAUAAUGAAGUUGAAAAGACAGCAAAUCUUGUCAUUAGCAACUGGAAUCAUCAAAUUAAGGCCAAGAAGAAAUUGAUGGUUAGUACCAAGAAGCAUGAAGCGCUUUUCCAUCUUGUAGAAAGCUCCAAGCAAAUUACGACCGAGAAGGAGAAGCAGAAGCUCCUCAAUAAACUGAAAAAAUCAACUGAGAAGUUGUCAAAAGAAGAUGAAAACUACUACCAAAAAAACAUGGCCAGCUGUUCUGCCAGACUGAAAUGGGAGAACACACUGGAAAAUUGCUUCCAGAGCAACCUGGAGCUGGAGAAGGAAAGAAUUCAACUCUUAUGCAAUAACUUAAACCAGUACUCCCAACAUAUUUCUGUUUUUGGCCAAACCCUGACCACAUGCCACACGCAGAUUCACUGUGCCAUCAGCAAGAUAGAUGUCGAAAAUGAUAUCCAGGCUCUCGUGGAAGAAACCGCAGUUUUAUCUACAGAAAAUAAAUCUGAGUUCCUAUUAACUGAUUACUUUGAAGAAGAUCCUAAAAAUGCAAUGAGUAAAGAGCGACAGGCAUCUUCAAUAAAAUCAAAACUGUUGAGACUGCAAAAAGAUAUUGAAAAAGCCUCACGAGACCAGGAAGGCCUGGAACGAAUGCUGAAGGCAUACUCCAGCCACUCCUCCUUCUCAGACACAGAGAGCCAAAAAAGCACAGCAGCCUUAAUGGACGAGAAUAACUUGAAACUAAACCUUUUGCAAGCAAACGCCUAUAAGCUGUCAUCCGUCUUAGCAGAACUUGAGCAAAGACCUCAACCCAACCAUGUCUGUAGUAACUCCAUCUUCAAGUGGAAAGAAAAGCAGCAGACCCAUAGUUCUGUAAAAAUAUCUCGGCCUUUUCUGACAAAGAGAUUAGAGAAUGUUGUGAGCAGGUCAUCUUCUGGUGGGCAGAGAAUUCCAAGUUCUUCAUCUACAGCCUCCGGUGUGACCCAGCUCGGCAAUGGUCUUUGCAAGGCCUUAUAUUCUUUUCAAGCCAGGCAAGAUGAUGAAUUGAAUUUGGAAAAAGGUGACAUUGUGACUAUACACAAGAAGAAAGACGAAGGAUGGUGGUUUGGUUCUUUAAAGGGAAAAAAAGGCCAUUUUCCUGCUGCUUAUGUAGAGGAACUCCCUUCAACUGCCGGGGCCACAUCUUCACAAGCAUAAGCAAGAUUCUGAAGGCAUCGCCUUACACUCUGUAAAUUAUACAAUGUGGUGCAAAUAAAGGCGAAAGCUGUGA